ACUGAGUGCUUGUUGACGUCAGCAAACUUAUCCAGCAGCUGUAGAGGAGCUGAGGAGGAGGAGGAGGAGAGGGACUGAGACUGCUGGAUGUGGAGCUCUGACUGUGGAGCGCCGAGGACCGUGGGCUUUUUUUUUUUUCUUCGGGACUGUUCGGACUUCUUCUCGCUCCAGUAAGAUGCAGCACUAAUGAGCACCCGUCAGCCUUUAGAUGAGUGAAGCACAACAAAGAAACCUGAACAUCAACAGUCCACACAGUGACAGUGGAAUAUAGGCAGAUACUCCGGAGGGACCUCGGAGACGCACAUUUUCCACUAUGAACCGCGCCUUCAACAGGAAAAAAGAUAAAUCAUGGAUGCACACCCCGGAAGCUCUGGCCAAGCAUUACAUACCCUACAAUGCCAAGUUCCUUGGAAACACAGAGGUUGAAGCCCCGAAAGGCACAGAAGUUGUGAAGGAUGCAGUCAGAAAGCUAAAGUUUCAGAGACAUAUCAAGAAGUCAGAGGGUCAGAAGAUCCCCAAAGUGGAAUUACAGAUCUCCAUUUAUGGCGUGAAGAUACUAGAUCCCAAGACAAAAGAUGUGCAGCAUAACUGUCAGUUACACAGGAUAUCCUUCUGUGCAGAUGACAAAACCGAUAAAAGGAUAUUUACUUUCAUCUGCAAAGACUCAGAGUCCAACAAACACCUCUGCUAUGUGUUUGACAGUGAAAAGUGUGCGGAAGAGAUAACUCUCACCAUUGGUCAGGCCUUCGACUUAGCCUACAAGAAGUUCCUGGAGUCUGGAGGCAAAGAUGUGGAAACCAGGAAACAGAUCGGAUCCCUACAGAAAAGAAUUCAAGAACUGGAAACAGAAAACUCUGAGCUGAAGCAACAACUUCAAGAUCUUGAAGAGCAGCUGAUGAUCGCUCACGUGCCACCACCGCUGCACAUAAACGCAGCUAAUGAAGCGUACAUGCUGCAGAGGCCCUCCGCUCUCUUCUGGUGUCACAGCAUCAAGUCGCUCUCCUGUCUGGAGAUCUCCUCUGUCACACUCACUCCUAUGAGUUCGCCGGAGUCCAACUUGUCCAGCGGGUUACUAACUCCUCCUCCUGCCAAACCUGCUCUACUUCCUCCUAAGCCUACUGAGGGAUGCAGCAUCCCGCGGCCUCGCGCAGGGAGCAUCUCCAUGAAACCACAGUCCACAGAUGUUUUCGACAUGGUUCCCUUCUCACCUGUGACACCGCUGGUGCCCACACUGGCCAGUAAUGGCUGCCCACCACCACCACCAACCACAUUACCACCAGACAUAAGGAAAGACCUGUUUGGGGCUGAGCCGUUUGAUCCGUUCACCUGUGGGUCAGCUGAUUUCCCGCCAGAUAUUCAGUCAAAGCUGGAUGAGAUGCAGGAGGGGUUCAAAAUGGGACUAACCUUAGAGGGCACCGUCUUCUCUCUGGACCCGCUCGACAGCCGCUGCUGAUGCCAAGAAGAUGCUCUUUGUUGCGUACUUUUAACUCGUUUGUAUGAAGAAGUGCCAAAAUCCACUGCUAGGGUUGAGUCAAGAUGUCACAGUUUUCAUCUUGAGGUUUAUAUGCAUUUGCAUUUAGAUUGGUUUUUCGAUAUUUCAAGGUAAACUCAGAUCCAUUAUAGAAAAGAACUAUUUUUGUAAAAAAAAAAAAAAAAAGAGA
This is a messenger RNA of Epinephelus moara (kelp grouper), 1661 nucleotides long. It is a transcript of the gene gulp1a, whose product is annotated as GULP PTB domain containing engulfment adaptor 1a. The transcript is spliced from 13 exons. NCBI's taxonomy places the organism in Eukaryota, Metazoa, Chordata, Actinopteri, Perciformes, Serranidae. Bases 314 to 1453 code for a protein of 379 amino acids. The record is from RefSeq and is a predicted model, not a curated record.